Scedosporium apiospermum is the source of this 1467-nucleotide messenger RNA. RefSeq lists its product as uncharacterized. NCBI's taxonomy places the organism in Eukaryota, Fungi, Ascomycota, Sordariomycetes, Microascales, Microascaceae. The record is from RefSeq and is a predicted model, not a curated record. The transcript is spliced from 4 exons. The coding region runs from base 1 to 1467 and encodes 488 amino acids.
AUGACUAUUACACCAAGCCAGCGCCUGCAGCUAGACCUAGACAGGUAUGAGAAGCUCGAUUCUCUCCAGGCGGGCCACCUACGCCACAUCUACAAUACAUCAUCUCAGCCGGAUGGACAAUGGAAUCACAUGGGUGGAGUAGAGUCUCUGCAGGAAUCCUUUGACUCGUACCGGUAUCAGUUGGCCACGAUGGCUUACGCCACUGCUGUGACCCAUUAUCACAGGAUUCCUGCCGCAAGGAGCAUGUUCAAGCCGCUCUUUCGACAGCUCAUCCAUAAAAUGCUCCUCCCUGACGUCUGGGCUUACUGGUAUACCUCAAGCCAGUCCGGGCCUCUGUUAGACGCUAGCCUUACUGCGCUCAGAGAACCAUGUCCGGAUCCCGUCUGUAAGGAGAACAUCAUGUAUAGCGGUCACUUGCUCCUCAUGACCAGCUUGUAUGCGAUGCUCUUUGACGACGAUGAGUUUGAAAAGCCGGGUUCAAUCACGUUCACAUGGGCACCCAUGUUCUGGGGUUUUGGCGCACAGUCUUUCAAGUACGACAACGGAUCCUUACAGAACGUCAUCUUUUCACAGAUGGAACAGAACAACUGGGUCGGGGUCUGCUGCGAGCCUAACGCAGUGUUCAUCGUUUGCAAUCAAUAUCCUAUCAUUGCGAUGCGAUAUAACGAUGUGCGGCAUGGAACUAACAAGGUUGAAUCGGUUCUGGAAAACUACAAGGCGGCCUGGGACAAAAAGGGGAUGGUUACCCCAGAGGGGCUUUACAUCAGCUGGCUCCUUUUGAAACAAGACCAUAUUGUGCCACCGUUGGGUAUUGGUUUUACGGCUUGGGCAAACGCGUUUAUGAACUCGUGGAACUCUGAGCUUGUUGCGUCCUUGUAUGAGAAACAGGUCUUGGGCUACGCUACCGUCAUCGGCGACGAGGUACGAUUGCAAUCAUCCGACGUGGCACAAGAGUUCCGUCGCCUCGUCAGAGAAGAGGGGGCCAACCCUCAUGAUCCGUCAACCCUCACCAAAUCUCGUUCUUCCCCUCACCCAGCGCCAUCCGAUCCAGGCACGGGAUCUCCGCUCCCAUAUGUCCUAUUGUGGCUUUCGGAGCUGGGGAGGAAGACUGAGCUCGACGGACUGCUGCGAUAUCUUGACAGGCAUCAAAAGCCCACAUGGGAGAAUGGCGGGCUCUUUUACUCGAGAAAUGACACGGAGACUAACGAGGAUGGGAGUCUGGCUCAAGUAGAUUGCUUGCGAGGAAUGUGGGAUAAUGAGGCCAUGGUGUUGAUUCUCACUGUGAGGACUUGGGAGAACAGGCGCGUACAAAUCCAUCCAACCGCACAGAACCUGGACGCAGGAUUGUGGGCUGUGUAUGUAGAUGGGGAGCUCUUGAAGUAUGAUAAUGUUGAGGCUGGCGGUUUGAUGGUAGCUGAUGUGGAGGUUGGGACUGAUGAGGUGGAUAUUCUUUUUAAGAAGGUUUAG